GAAUUUCUAAGGUGUAGGGUGUUGUUUUGCGUUUCGCUGUUUUGCUUAAAAAGGGAAAUAAUGAAUGGAAUACGAAAUUAAAAAAAUAUAUAUAUUACAACAUAAAUUUGCAUUGUAAAAAAUCUAUUUAUAUACACCAACAAAAUGUCUGCUGAAUUGUCGGGGUUUAAACGAUUUCUACACUGGGGUCCAAUAACAGCUCUGAGCAUUAUAAAAUGCAUUACGCUGACAACUCUAUACAUGAACUCAAUGUGGUGGCCACCGAAUAUUUCAUUGGGCGCAUUCGUAAAUCAAGCCAUAUUCUUAAUGCUUUCAUCGUUGGCCACCUUUAACUAUGUGAUGGCCACAAUAACCGGGCCAGGUUUAUUGCCACUAAAAUGGCAGCCACAGGAUCCUAGCGUUACGGAUCAAUUGCAAUAUUGUAAAGUGUGUGAAGGCUAUAAAGCUCCCAGAUCUCAUCAUUGUAGAAAAUGUAACCGUUGUAUUAAAAAAAUGGAUCAUCAUUGCCCGUGGAUCAACCAUUGCGUUGGUUGGGCAAAUCAUGCCUAUUUUACUUAUUUCCUUUUGUUCUCCAUCGUGGGCAGUUUACAUGGUGCUGUCAUAUUGUCAUGUGCCUUUUAUCGUGGCAUCCAUCGUUAUUGGUAUCUCUCGCGGGGUUUGGUCCAUCUGGCCACAGUUCAAUUUACUGUCUACAGCAUAAUCAUGUGCAUAUUUGCAAUGGGCUUAGCCAUUGGUGUGGUCAUAGCAUUGGGUAUGCUAUUAUAUUUUCAGAUGAAAUCAAUUUUGAAAAACCAAACUGGCAUUGAAAUGUGGAUCAUUGAAAAAGCCAUGUACAGGCGUAUGCAUUAUCCAGAUCUCGACGAGUUUGUGUAUCCCUAUGAUUUGGGCUACAAAGAAAAUCUAAGGCAAGUUUUCAAGAAUGAAUGCGUUGCCAAAGGUGUGGGUGUGGAAUGGAAAGUUAUUGAAGGAUGUGAUCAAUACACAUUGACACGCGAACAGAUUGCCCAAAAAUGUGAGAAGCGUGCCCGAACCAGAACCUAUAAAUGUAUACGGAAAGCUACCGGAAGUUUUUUGCCACUUUUCUCCCAAGGAUUCCGUGUAUGCCUGUCACCACCCUGUACGGACGAACCACGUUUACGCCUGGAGCCAGAGGAUAUUAUAAAAGUGACACGAUUCCGAAAACAUUGGCUUUUUGGUGAACGUGUCGUGGACGCUACAGAAUUGCAAAAAGAAGGCGGCGAGGCUAUAAAAAAGAAACCCUUGCGUGGCUGGUUUCCACGACGUUGUGCCAUUGAAUUAAUACAACCAAGUCAACCCAUUACAUCGGAAGAAGAGGACUGCAAUGAGCCGGAAAGGUCCAACAAUGGAAAAUUGGAUAAAUCAAAGAAAAUUGCAAAUGGCAAUGUUUCUCGCCGGAAAGCGACUCACCAACAAAAUGGUCAUAAGAAAAGUAAUUGACAAAAAUGAAUUACAGAAGUAAAUUACCUAAUACACACAUGACAGACUUAGAAAACCCCGCCCUUGCAAAAAGUAUGGGGUUUGUCUUUUUAAUGUAAAAAAAAACAACCUAUAUAGUGUUUAUGUGAAUAUUUUAUAAGCAGUUUUUAUUUAAAUAUAUAUAUUUUUUUCUCUUUUGGAGAAAUCAAAAAAGGAUGCUGAUAUAUUCUGGUAAAUUAAA
This is a messenger RNA of Musca domestica (house fly), 1678 nucleotides long. Its product is annotated as palmitoyltransferase ZDHHC6. NCBI's taxonomy places the organism in Eukaryota, Metazoa, Arthropoda, Insecta, Diptera, Muscidae. Gene Ontology annotation, molecular function: palmitoyltransferase activity. The coding region runs from base 145 to 1458 and encodes 437 amino acids. Gene Ontology annotation, cellular component: Golgi apparatus. The record is from RefSeq and is a predicted model, not a curated record. Gene Ontology annotation, biological process: protein palmitoylation. The transcript is spliced from 6 exons.